Molecule: messenger RNA, 7379 nt
Organism: Loxodonta africana (African savanna elephant)
Lineage: Eukaryota; Metazoa; Chordata; Mammalia; Proboscidea; Elephantidae
Gene: BTLA
Product: B and T lymphocyte associated
Exons: 7
Coding region: 549-1484 (311 amino acids)
Biological process (GO): immune response-regulating cell surface receptor signaling pathway
Cellular component (GO): plasma membrane
Molecular function (GO): signaling receptor activity
Source: RefSeq, a predicted model, not a curated record
UCUUCUUCAGAGAAAGUACUUCCUGUCAGUCAUUUUCUCCAUAACCUCAGAUAAGCCUCCACUGAUUUAAGGGCAAUAAGCAUUAUCAUCUUACAAUAACAUGAUGUUUGGGGGGAAAAUUCUAAUACUUUCACAUAAAAGAAGUUUCAAAAUCACAGGCUAUGAAAAGUGGGGAGAGUGUAUAUUUACCAUAGGGACUUUUACCGUGAAUUUCCUGACCCUGGCUUGAUUGAAAUCUCAACUUAAAGACUGCAACAAUAUAGAUUUCUUUAAAGUUGAAUUGUUCAUUUCACUCAGCUUUGAAUGAGAAAAACCUCAAGGUGAGGCACAAGGGGAGAUACAGCGGAAGGAGAACUUAAGGAUGGAGCUGCUUUGCAGAUCAGAGCUUUUGAAAGAAACAGUCAAUUUCGUAAGAAGCGAAACCACGGAACAGAGUAUCACAUUGUCUUUCUGUUCACUUUGUUUCACAAAAUCAUUCGGGCUCAUCUUAACUGUCCUCUCCCACCUCCUAGCUCUUCUGUUUCUCAGACGCCGCUGGGGCACACAAAAUGAGGACAUCACUACGCAAGCUUGGAACUGGGAAGUUGCUUUGGGUCCUCUUCCUAAUCCCUUAUCUGGGCAUCUGGAGUAUCCACGGAGAAAAAUCCUGUAAUGAACAACUUUACAUUAAGAGAGGUUCCAUAUACUUUGUCUCACCGGGGGACCCAUUUAAACUGGAGUGUCCUGUGACAUACUGUGCUAACCGACCUAACGUAACCUGGUGCAAGUUCAAAGGAAUACAAUGCUUAGCUCUUUGGGAUGGACUUCGGCAACACACAAGUUGGGAAGAAAGGAAGAAUAUUUCAACUUUUAUUCUGCAUUUUGAACAAGUGCUUGCUAGUGACAAUGGGUCAUACCGAUGUAUGGCUGAUACGUUUACAUCUGGACUUAUUACAAGCCACUCAGUAACCAUUUCUGUGACGGCACGGACUCAAAAUAAUUCAGAACACCUUCUAAUCACAUUUGCCAACAUUUCAGAUGCAACCAGUGCCUCAGGACCUCCCUCCCAGGAUGAAACAGCAAACAGAAAAUGGCUCCUUUAUAGUUUGCUUCCUUUGGGGGGAUUAUCUCCACUCCUCAUUACCUGUUUCUGCCUGUUCUGCUGCCUGAGAAAGUGCCAAGAGAAACGAAAGAAGACUUCUGAUUCAACAGGAAGGGAAAUUAACCUGGCUGCUGUUUCCCAGCCCUUUGGGAGUGAGCAAGAUGAAGUGAGCACCAGGCAAAAUUCCCAAACACUGCCAACAGAAACUGGUAUUUAUGAUAAUGACUCCUGGUUCAGGGCACAGGAAGGGCCUGAGGUUUAUUCUAACCCAUGCUUAGAGGAAAAUAAACAGAACAUUGUUUAUGCUUCCCUGAACUAUUGUAUCACUGGAGUGAACCCAAGACCAGCAAGAGAUGUGAAAGAAGCCCCUACAGAGUAUGCAGCCAUAUGUGUGAGGAGUUAAAUCUUGUCCUGAUCUCCCCCAAGCCAUCACUGAAUGUCUCCAAGCCAACACCAUCGUCUGGGCCCAACGGAAUGUCAAAUAAGAUUCUUCGCCUUGAGAAUUUUCCCUUCAAGGAGGUUUUUGUUGGUGCUUGGAUUUUAAGAAUCUAUAUGACAAGUGACUAAAAUUUCUCCUGAGAACUUCUUUGGGAGACUUUUAUUAUUGUAGCCUCGAUUAACAAAAUCUGUUCUCCAAAAGUGAUUGAAGAGCAGAAAGUUGGAAGAUUUUAAUCUUAGCUACAUUUUACCCAAUAUGAAAAUUCAAUAUUUUCUUUGGAGCGAUCAGAGAGACAGGUGGGGAAGACAGGGUUUGUGUUAUCCAGAUGAGCUCACUACAAACUCUUGAAAAAGAAUGUCCCCAUCCAACCAACUAAUCUAAAGUACUGUAAUGAUCCUAUAUUUAUUCCAGCCAAUUUUCCAUAAUAGGAAAUUUUCCUAUGUCAAUGUAAGACUGAGGGUUCUUAAGAGUAAAGGAGAAAUAAUCUUAGACUUCAUGAUAUAGGGAAAGAAUAAGUGGUACAAUAGGGAUAUGGAAUACACCAUUUGGGUAUGGGGUAGAGAUGUUCUCCUGAAAACAAACCUGAAAAACAAAUCCUUAUAUCCACCCUGUUAGAUUGCUAAGCAUAUUUAAGUGUUCAUGAAGCAAUUAACGGAUGGUGCAUUUUAUGCGCAAAGUAGCGGCAUCAUCUUUGGGUGGCAGACUAAUAUACAUGAAUGUGACAUAAUGCUGCUGAAUGAAUACACUUGUGGGCACCUGAAACCUUAAAAAUCAGUGAAAACAAGUAUGAUCAGGCAAACACAGAUUGAUGGCUUAAACGGCUUCAUGGGUGACCUGAUAGCAAAUUAAAAUUACCGUUAAUGGAAUGGAGAAAAGUCUAGAAUAUUUAGUUGGCCAGUACGAGUCAACACAUUUUCCUUCACCACGUUUGUUUCUUGCUGUUCUUCUCAUUAAGGAGUCGCGGCAAGUGAUACAUAAUGAAGUUGAAACCACUUAAGGGUAUAUCAGGAGGAGAUGGCUUCAGAUAUUUUGAAUUUCCACUAAGUAUUUGAGUCUAAUUAUUUUAAAAAUAGCCUACAACUUUAUUCAAUAACUUGAGGAUCUGAGAGUUCUCAGGUGCCACUGCUACUAAAUAACACAACAGCCCUCAUAUGAAGUGACUAGCAAAGGUUAGGAUCCAAAAAUAUGAACUGCUGUACCAGUGAUGGUGUGAGUGUGUGUGUGUGUGUGUGUGUGUGUGUAGAAGGAGAGGUAGGCGACUUGCAGAAAUGGUAAAAGAGAAACUGACCAGAGUGACAUUCCAUUUUCAGUUUGCUAAAGAAGCUCCAAAUACCACAGUAAAUAGAUCAUUAAAGAAAACGGUGUAUGAUGUUAUGCUGAUGGGUAUAUGAGUAGAGUACCCACAAAAAUAGGCAAAGCUGAGGUUUGAGGUGAUGGUGAUGGGGCUUUUCUUGGGUAACAUUGGCAUUAAUUUCUGCCUCUUAGAUUUUCAGUGUUUUAGGUAUUGUUUAUGAGUUACUGUUCUGGCCCCUAUAGUAUUAAUACACCUGAAAUUUUAAGAAACAAAUUUUAGGUAGGCUUUUUUAGCCAAGCUUCCUUUAUGGGCAACUUAUGCAAAAGAUGUGUUGGAAGAGCUACUUGCGGUAUUCUUAAAAAUAGAAACAGAAAGUAUGAGGAGGAUAUGCUUUUUCUCUUAUCAGAUAAACACACAGCCAAGCAGUUCCUUCAUAAUUCUCUUCAAUUUAAAAAACAACGUAUUUGUUAUUGCUAUUUAGAAUAUUCAUAGCAGCUCUUACAGUAAAGAUCAUAUCCAUAGUGGUUUCACCUCUGUAAAUGACUAAAUUUCUACUUGUCAAAAUUACAAAUGAUUUAUGUUUUUAUUCCUUCUUAAUAAAAAGUACCGGACAUAUGUAUAUAUUUCUUCUAAUAAGUCUAUUUCAGUAUUAUUUGCAUGGCAUAUUUGAUUAAUUUAUAGGUCCUUUGGGAAAAAGAAUAUGUAGCAAAUUUAAAUGAUUUUCCAUGAAUUUUAAGUUGGUUGAUUGUUCCAGAUAAGAAAGCAAAGCUACUAAAACUCGUUUGGAAUUCAUUUGGCUUUGCUUUUGUACCAAAAAAAUGUAUGAGUAUGAAAUACAAGAGUGAUUCUCAAGCUUUAUGGCAACUCGAGAGACUUGCUACACUGCAGAAUACCAGGUUCUAGCCCCACAGAAUUCUGAUUCAGGAGGUCAAGGAUAUGGCUGUAUAAUUUUUCCCUUUAAAAGGCACCCCAGGUGAUUUUGAUAGAGGUUUCCCAGUGUCCACAGUUUGAAGAACCCUGAAGUAGAGGCUAGAUUUGGCAUGUGUGGUUUAUUUGAAUAGUGCUGUUUGCCAGCCAAAACUAAUCUAGCUCUCAGAGUGGAUUCUUUGGCCUAAUCGUAUAAUUUCAUGGCACUUAUCUGUUAUUGAUGCAUUUCAAUUGUGGUGCUGGUGAAGAAUAUUGAAUAUACUACAGACUGACAGGUGAAUGAACAAAUCAGUCUUAGAAGAAAUACAGCCAGAAUGCUCUUUAGAAGCAAAGAUGGUUGGAUUCCAUCUGGCUUACUUUGGGCAGGUUAUCAGGAGAGGCCAGUCCCUGGUGAAGGACAUCAUGCUUGAUAAAUGGAGAAAAGAUUGAAGUUGCCAAGGAUUUCAUUUUACUUGGAUCCACAAUCAACAUCCAUGGAAGCAGCAAUUAAGAAAUCAAAUGACUCAUUGCAUUGGGAAAAUCUGCUGCAAAAGACCUUUUUAAAGUGUUAAAAAGCAAAGAUGUUACCUUGAAGACUAAGGUGCACCUGACCCAAGCCAUGGUGUUUUCAAUUGCCUUAUAUGCAUGUGAAAGCUGGGUAAUGAAAAAGGAAGAUCAAAGUAGAAUUGAUGCCUUUGGAUUACAGUGUUGGUGAAGGAUAUUGAAUAUACCGUGGGCUGCCAAAAGAAUAUUGAAUAUACCAUGGACUGCCAAAAGAAUGAACAAAUCUGUACUGCCGGUGCUCCUUAGAAGCAAGGAUGUUGAGUCUGCAUCUCACAUACUUUUGACAUGUUAUCAGGAGGGACCAGUCCCUGGAAAAGGACAUUGUGCUUGGUAAAGUAGAGGGUCAGCGAAAAAGAGGAAGACCUUCAAUGACAUGUUUGACACAGUGGCUGCAACAAUGGGCUCAAGCAUAACAAUGAUUGAGAGGAUUGUGCAAGACUGGGGAGUGUUUCAUUUUGUUGUACGGAGGGUUGCUAUGAGUUGGAAUUGACUCAAUGGGUCCUAACAACAACUAGACACCUUCUUAGGUGCUGAGGUUACAAGGUUAGGAAAGAUUCCGUUUCUGCUUUUCACUAUUUGUGGCGUAGAUGAAGAGGUAGAAACUAAACAAUAAUUUACAAUAUAAUGGGUUUCUUCAGUCAUAGAGAUAGGUUCGAAGUGCCGUGGAAACACCACAAAACUAUAAAUUCUUUGAGUGUAAGGAUCGUGUCUUAUACACUUUAGUAGAUUUCCUGAUCCUAAGACGGUGUUUGGGGGGUUUUGUGGGGACCUAAUUAAUCACACUCCAAUUGAAAAAUUAACAGAGGACUCACACUGGAAAAAAAUUAUUGUUAAUAGUAAAGGUGGGUUGGUGAGUAUAGCUUGGACCCAAAGACAAGAUAAGUUUCCUACCCACUCUUCCGCCUCAACCCUGCUUGGCUUGGGUCUACAGAGAGAUAAUCCAAUGAGCCAUGUAGGGGAUCUCAGUUUUACCCAAGUUCCCAUGACUGCAGAUGAAUGAGAACAAGGGAUAUGAAGACUGCUUCCUUGCCUUUUACAGGAGGGCUCUUUCCCUAGGUUAACGUUCAAAGAAUGAGAAACUCUGCCUAUUUCAAGAGCCAGAGGAGUAAAUCUGCUUUUUCUGAGAAGUCAGCAAGAGGGUAAAUCAACAGAAGACACUAUUUCAUACACUGAAGUGAGAACAUGAUUUUUCUUUCUAAUUUGAGAAGAUAGUAAAUACUCACUGAAUGCUGAACUAUUGAACUGAAUGAAUUAAAAAGAAGAAAGAACUACCUUUUUUCAGGGAAAUUAAAAAAAAAUGGCUUUUGAGUUCUUUCUUAGAGCCAGGAAAAAGGGAGGAGGAAAUUCUAGAUGGAAAGGAGAGCCAUUCAAAAGAGCACGCAUGGCACAUUCUGAGAAUGAUCAGAAAUGGCCAGUGUAUAUAGCAUAGGUUACAUAGAAGGUGUGACAGAUAUGAGAACAGUUUUAGCUCUAAUUAUAAUUUACAUAGAUGUACGGAGUUACAAAGUGCUUUCCUGUAUAUUUUUUAAAAAUUAUACAUUAUAUUUUAAGUAUCUAGUGCUGCUAUAACAGAAAUACCACAAGUGGGCAGCUUUAACAAACAGAAAUUUAUUCUCUCACAGUCUAGGAGGCUAGAAGUUCAAAUUCAGGGCACAGGCUCUAGGGGAAGUCUUUCUCUGUUGGCUCUGGGGGAAGGUCCUUAUCUUUUCUGAGCUUUUGCUCCUGGGUGAUGUUUAUGUGGCUUGGUAUCUCUCUUCCCCCAUCUCUACUUUUUCACUUGUUUAAUCUCUUCUAUAACUCAAAAGAGAUUGACUCAAAAUACACCCUAAUCCUGCCUCAUUAAUAUAACAAACUUAACCUAAUCCUCAUUAAGAUAACCUAAUCCUGCCUCAUUAACACAAUCACAGACAGAGGUUAGGAUUUAUGACACAUCGCAAAAUGGAGGAUAAUUAAUCAGAUCACAAAAUGAAGGACAACCACGCAAUGCUGAGAAGCAUGGCCUAGCCGAGUUGACACAUUCUUUUAGACACAAUUCAACCCAUGACACAUUGGAAGAGAUCUAUUGCAACUGUUUUCUCGUUAAGCUUCUUGGUUGUCAAAGAUGUGUGUAAUUAACGUGCUGAUAUAGCCACAAAUUUUAUUUUUAUCUUAAACAAUACCAUUACAAAGUCUUAAAAAAUGUUUAACAAUUGAAAAUAAUUUUAUCUGGUGUUAAAAAGUAAAAGCAGGAUUGGCUAGAAUUUUAACAAAUAUUAUGAGGUGACAAUCAAAUAAUGAGAUGUUAGAAGCUACAAACUGUGACAUUUGGCUUUCACAAACUGCCUUAAGAUUGUUAAAGAUGAUAGUUCUAGUCUAGACAACCAAGUCGCAUCAUUCUUGAAACUUUCGGGAAUUAAUGUUUUCUUUGAAUGCUACUGUAUUGGACCACAUGGGAUCUCAAAGACUAUUUGAGUGAGAUAAAUGUUUAGUGUGUAUCUUUGAAAAAGUUAAGAAAUGCAAAAUAAGUAAUAUUAUAACAAAUUUCUUUCAAGGAAGUAUUCCAAGUAAUAGUGGAGCAAGCCCAUAGAUGGACUAAAGCUGCUGCUGUCAUAGGGUCCCCAUGUAUGUCAGAGUAGAACUGUGCUCUACAGAGUUUUCAGUGGUUAAUGUUUUGAAAGUAGAUUGCCUCUAAUUGGACUUGAACUUUCAGUCUUUUUGGUUAGCAGCUAAACAUGUGAACUGUUUGCACCACCCAGGAUCUCCAUAUACUGUAUUGAAUUGAGAUCUACGCUUUAGAGAUUUCUAUGGUUCAUACCCAUGCAUUAAUCAAUCCAUAAUAUUUUACCUCUUAUGAUUCUUGAUGGCCACAUCUGCACAUAUCAUGGACAAACUGCUGAAAACAAAACAUAAAGAAAAAAUCGUGGCAGCAGUCAGAAAAAAAUGGUACUUUAGAUGAAGGUUUACAGAACAAACUAGCUUCUCACUAAACAGUUGGUACACAUAUUGUUUUACGACACUAGUUAACAGCCCCACAUGUCAACACCCUCCCUUCUCAACCUUGGGUUCCCUAUUACCAGCGCUCCUGUUCCCUCCUGCCUUCUAGUCCUUGCCUCUGG